AGAAGCAACCUUCGUUUGCCCAGAAAAUCACCCCCAAAUCUUACAACAUGAAGUGCAUCGUUGUUGCAGUCAUGGUCGCGCUGGCCGUUGCCGCCGAAGGAAGUGCCAUCGCCUCGUACGCCGUCCCGCUGGCCUACUCUGUACCGCAGACCACGGUCGUCCAGCAGAACGUCGCCCCGAAGUACGUCGUGGCGGACUAUCAUCACACAGCUUACGUUGACGCACCCCACGUCGACGCCCAUUACCACGGGGCCCAUGCUUAUGCUCAUGUCCCGGCCGUGUCCUACGCCAGUUCUGCCGUCCACCCGGUGGCCUACGCUGCUCCACAUGCCCACGUGCACGCCGUCGCUGCCCACCAUCUGGUCCAGCACGAGGCUCGCUACCUGGCCGCGAACCGUGGCGCAGUCCAUGAGGCACCGUUGCCCGGACACGCCGUAAACCAGCAGGCGCUGAACCUGGAAGCGGCACCGGGAACGCACUAA
This is a messenger RNA of Anopheles bellator, 482 nucleotides long. Its product is annotated as adult cuticle protein 1-like. The transcript is spliced from 2 exons. The coding region runs from base 48 to 482 and encodes 144 amino acids. The record is from RefSeq and is a predicted model, not a curated record. NCBI's taxonomy places the organism in Eukaryota, Metazoa, Arthropoda, Insecta, Diptera, Culicidae.